Impatiens glandulifera is the source of this 777-nucleotide messenger RNA. RefSeq lists its product as uncharacterized. Bases 33 to 641 code for a protein of 202 amino acids. The record is from RefSeq and is a predicted model, not a curated record. The transcript has 3 exons. Lineage: Eukaryota; Viridiplantae; Streptophyta; Magnoliopsida; Ericales; Balsaminaceae.
AGAGUGAAGACGAAGAAGAAACUGAAAUCAUCAUGGAGCUGACGCAGAAGCCGAUCUCUACCAGCAGAAAAGGACCGAUUUCUCUCGAAACAUACAUCGAAUUCAUCCGCAGCGAUAAGCAAUCCAUACUCCUCCCGGUCCAAAUCCUCACUCAGAUAAUUCGUAUGCAUGGCUUCGUAAAAUGUUCUGCACCAAAGACAACUCUGAUGGAGGUGCUGAAAGUAAUGGAGUUGAUGGAUCCGUGUCGAUCAACACUCAAUCAGGAGAAAAUCUCACCGAUAGUCAUGACAAUGGAGCAAAUACUUAAGGAUAUUGAUGAUCUUAAGUGGAAUGAGUGUUGCAUAACCUCCAUUCAAACUCUAAAUCCUGUCGAUGUUGAUUCAGUACUCAAUGAUACACCUGAAGUUUCUUCGUUGUCCAAUCAGAGGUGUUCUUCCAAGUCAAAAUCGCUAGCUGGCGUUAAGACUAAGAGUAAUGAUCUUAAUAAUGGAGGCGGUGCUGGAGGAUCGCAACCGACAGAUAUAGAUCUGUUAAUGAGCGAGUUUAUCGCGAAUAAGAAGAAGAAAAACACCGAGGCUGGAGAAAUUAGCAAUACUUCAUCGAAUCAUUUGACUAAAAGAGUUCGCCGGAGUACGAAAUAGUAGAACAGAAGACAGCAAGGCGGCAACACCAUCGUUUACUUGUGACAAGUACUGUGUUUCUCCCUUAACUCCAAAUUAUUAUUUGUUCUUCAGCAAAUCUUAUCCCUAUCAUUUCUUUUGAAUGUUGAACCUUAUU